Paramuricea clavata is the source of this 2704-nucleotide messenger RNA. The record is from the annotation of a GenBank genome assembly. NCBI's taxonomy places the organism in Eukaryota, Metazoa, Cnidaria, Anthozoa, Malacalcyonacea, Plexauridae.
AUGAAGAAAGAAAGAAGGGAUCAAUACAGAAAGGCUAAAAAACGGAUAGAAGAAGAAUGGAAGGAAACAGAAAUUAUAAGGUUAGUGUGUUUUUAGGUAAGAUUAUAAUUAUAAGACAUUUGCAUACUACAGUAUGUGCAUUGUGUGGAAAGAUUGCAAUUUGGAAUUAAAUCAUAGGACGUAGCACUCUUUACAUAUAACAUGACUAAUUAUAUGGCAUAUGCAUCGAUAUUACCAUGCACAUUGUUUACACUACUGUACACUAUAGGUUAUGUACUGAUUUCUGGGUGGUAGAAAUGAAGUUCAAAUUACCUGGCAUGUAAUUAUACUCCAUAGUACAGUAAGACAAUAAUAUAUUAAGUGUUAUUUCGACUAAAAAAAUAGUCUUGUAAAUUGGGUGUAUCUACUUAUAGGUGUUUUGGCAACAGACAGUCGCUAAAGUCAAGACAGAAUGAUCGUCUAACCCAGGCAUUCGAGCCAAGAGUGAGUCCAGAACAUUCCCAGGAAACCAUAACAAAACGAAGUCCUGUUGGAGUAUUUGACAACAUGACAUGGGACAAAGAUGCUCUGAAAUUGGAAGUUGAAUCGUAUGAAGAUGGCAAGUUUGUUAAUUGGUCCCAACUAGCAAAAGAAUAUAAUGUCACAAAUACAAAAGGAGAAAUUGCAGAAAAUGGUGGCCAGAUUGCAAAAGAAUGGUUGAAAUCGGUGGGUGUUGACACUGAACGAUUCAAACGAUACAACACAAAUUCUGAUGGUCCGCGUAUUCGACGAAAGAAGAGAAGGGGCUUAGGAGGGGAGAUAUCAAUUCCAACGCCACAAACAAAUGCGUGUCUGAAGAAACAAUUACAAGAAAAAAUCUUGCAGAACGAAUAUUCAAUUGGGAAUUUAAUUGUUCCUAGAAAGGUACGUACUUCAUUGUCUUAUUCUACCACUAACAAGUAAAAUCGUCUGGUGCAGGGUGCGAUAAUUCGCGUACCAACGUACCAGAGGUACGCCAAAAUUACGGUCUGGUACUUUUUUGUUUUUAGUCGAGUACCACGUAGGUACACGAGAAUUAGCUAUUCGCGUACUUACAUUUUCCUUCUAGCGAUAACUAGCAAACCUUCCAAGGUAUUCAAAACCGUCAAUAACUUUAGCUGCACAAUGUAAAUUCCACACAUCCGACAUAUUUUGGGAUCAAACAAGGUUGUUAACUUUGUUAUAAGUGUUUAUUAAUUAUUAAAUAUAUAAAAUUCAGAAAGGUUUAAUUUUUUCCGUCAAAUUAAGACCGUGCAUUAUAUACGUAUGUGUAAAACGCAAGACUCGGAAGUAGCCUUAGGGCUUAGGUACACCUUGACUUUUAAGUUCGUACCAGCUCAAGUACUCGGCAAAAAUGGUUGGAGUACCAGUCAGGUACGGCUAAAAAUAUUGAAUUAUCGCACCCUGCUGGUGUUAGAGUGAGUAAAAUACUGAAGUACUGGGCACAUUUCCAGCUAAUGGUCGCAUGGGUUAAAUCAUUCAGUUACAAUGUACAGUGCACUCAUUACCACCAGAUGAUUCUAACAAGAUUAUUAUUUUAUUUCCUUAUUUGUAGUAUGAAGAAUUUACACUUAGUGAUGAUGGUAAAAUAAUUCGAAGUGAAUUUGUGGUAGAAGGUCGCAAGCAACCGUUGACAGUUAUCAGGGAGAAUUUUCUGAAGUCGCAUGCCAGUUACAUGAGAAAGAUGAGCAAUGAAGAAUUAUCUGAGAUGUCAAGAGACGAAUUAAUAGAAAAAUUAGUUCAGGUCAAUGCAGUGUUCUCUGAUGCAGAUGAUAAAGAGGUAAUAAAAGCAAAGCUGAAAGAGAUUUCACACACUCGACACCUAAAAAUAUGGCAUGAUUUAUCAACAGUGGCUAAUCAUGGUCACCUGAUUUUCAUGGUUGCAUGCUUAUACGAUCCAGUCUUAUUUUACACAAAUGCGGAGAAUGAAAGUAAGACAAAGAGAAAAGUUGAUGUUGAAACAAUUAUUGAAUCACCUGAAGUGUACAUUGUUGCCAGGUCAAGCAGCUCCGAUUUAGAACAGUUGUCUUAUGUUGAAACGAGGUUAGAAUGCUUGGAAGAAAUCAGUCUGCCAUUAGCAACAGAAGAAGGGGAAGAAAUAGUUGAUGUGAUGAGGUUUUUUCAUGGUGACAACCCAGCCCAGCAAUAUGAGUGUGGCCAACAAAAGGGAGGCAACUUCUAUUGUUCAGUCUGUGGAGUACAUGCAAACCGUGUGUAUGAACUGGAUUACAGCUUUCGUUGCACGCACAUUUCAUUAAGUGAAAGACAGAAGUUGAUUUUAGAGGGUGCCAUUGCUCGACGAAAAACAAUGGCAGGAAAUAAUAAACCAGUCUACCAAUUGAAGAAAGCAGAAUUAUUACAAGAAUUGAACAGCAGAAAGAUAUACGAAGGGGAAAAGCAGGAAGAGCUGAAAAAGUUGCUGGUUGAUGAGCUUCAUGGAGUGCAGAGAGUCCCAGCUCUUCUUUUCACAAACCCACUGGCUAACUUGGCUUCAAUUAACAGUGACAAAUAUGAAAUAUUACCGUUUGAGCCACUGCAUGAUGUGGGAAAACAUAUCGAAAAUGUUCUUGUUGAGUUGCCAAUGCAUGUUUCACCUGAAGAAGCGACAAUUAUCAAUGAAACAGUUGAACUUUGUCUUGGUACUAAAGAAACAAAGAGAUGUUUUGACUACCGAUGUAGUAAAUAA